CUGCAGAGGGAGUCGAGAUGUUCGAUAUUGCUUCCGUGACUAACGGAUCAGCAAAGAAGGCUUCAGUACUCUUCACAUUUAAAGCCGAUACAAUUUUUUCCGCAGAUGAUGGGUUAAUUUGGUCUUUAUCAGAAAUUUUUGUUCCCGACAUUGUAAAUUAUUAAAACGGCAAGUUCCAAGAAAUACCUAACUGACAAAACACACAAAACUAAAUUGAGAUUUCUAUGGUAACCAGUUUAAUCAUUCAAGAAUGAGUUGAGGUAAAAUGGUUUCAAAUUGUAUCAGCUUUCAAAACACAGCAAAGAAACAUGAAACUUCCACUGGAAAGUGUCAUCGGUUUAUCCCACAAGUGCCCCAGGAAUUCGAUUGCAGAGUCAAAGCAACAAUUAAACGAGAAUUGCUAAAUAAGGAUCUUGCCAUCAGAAAUGAGGAAUUUGAAACGUGGUAUUCCAAGGAAUACCCGCGGAAAGUUAUUUUACCCGACCAGUUAUUCAGACCGCCACAAAACCAGUGUUUGGAAUAUCUAAGGAAUGUGGAAGAAAAGUUGUUUGUUAAUCCUCCUCCUCCGAUAGCGCUUCCUCUUUCAGAAAUGAAAGAUUCAUUCCGAAUGAAUUACAUCCCGCCCAGCAUAGAAGAAGUUAAAGCUCCUGUUGUUACAGCAAAGUGUCAUGUGAGUAAGCUGGGUUGUGAGCAACAACCAGCCAUCCAGCCUCACACAAAGGGAUUUUGGAAAUGGACAGACCCUUAUUUAACUGUCUACAAGUCCGAAUAUAUACACCAUGAAGACCUACCUGACGAUAAAACACUCACGUUUUACAACCAAGGUGAAUUCGAUUUGCCUCCGUCUUCCGGUAAUAAAACAAUGUUCGAUAGACAAAUAUUCAAAAAUGUGUUGCCGGUGAGGCUGAUGUCGAGGUCAUUGAAACGCGUUCCCAAUUUUGGUAUGCAAUCGGAAUACCAGGAUCACUACAUCAAACAAACCUUCUCGUAUUUAUACCCCCAUCUGCAAGACAGAUGUACGCUGUUUGAGGAUUCAUUGUCCGAGGCAAGUCGAUGGCAAAACUUGCCACCUCCGGGAAUGUAUUGUUCUGAAUACUGUAAUAUUGGAGGUUUCUCGGUCCGAAGGGUCGUAGAUCAAAGCACACCGACGAAAGAAAUUGUUCGAACGAAGAAAUGUUGCCGAAUUUAAUUACCUCUAAU
Messenger RNA from Tribolium madens (black flour beetle), 1200 nucleotides. RefSeq lists its product as uncharacterized. Bases 266 to 1189 code for a protein of 307 amino acids. The transcript is spliced from 6 exons. NCBI's taxonomy places the organism in Eukaryota, Metazoa, Arthropoda, Insecta, Coleoptera, Tenebrionidae. The record is from RefSeq and is a predicted model, not a curated record.